AUGUCUCUACGAUCGUUUGAAAUGAACGACGAUGAAUAUGAUCUUGUAAGCGACGUCGGUGGAAUGAUCCAAGUUGUAUCUGAUGAGCAUUCCGCCACAUCGCUCAUACUUGCCAAUUUGGUUGCCCGACGAAUGCGCGAAUUCAAAGACAACGAGGACAAUUUCACCGGAUCUGGAACUGCUCCAACAGAUCUCCUGUCAAGUCUCAGUUCAAAUGAUACCGAUGACGUUAGCCACGACUUCUUACAGGGAAUAGCCCAUUCCAUGGAUCUUACGACCAUGCCUGACAACUUGUUGCUUCUGGUUCUCCCUAUGCUGCUGCAUGUUGAUACAAAACUUCCGACCCCCGAGGACCUUCAUGCUCUGCAUGAAUUUGCUGAGGCAUCGCCUAUGCACCGAGACCAUGUGAAAACAUGGUUGAGAUCCGAACCGGCUCAGAGUACACUUGAACAGGUUUUCAAGCCAUGGAUGCACUACUACAGUUUCAAACCCGCAUAUCAAUGCAGAGAUGAGAUUGCGGCUUACAAAGCCAGCCGAGGUGGUGCUGGGUUUAACUAUGCGUAUGAAUUCGUGAAGGAAUGUCAAUGUACAAGCUGUCUCUCACUUCUCGGGAAUCUUGGGUUAGUCGAUUUCAGGAACUACGACCAAAAUGGGAGGAGCUUCCUUCAUGCAGCUAUUGAGGGCCGAGAUGGCGAAUGUGUACUGUUUAUUCUCGCUAUUUUGCUGAAAGGAGACUUGGAUCCUCGGCAUUUUCCCACGUCUAUCGAUGGGAUGUCCAUUCCGCACCAUGUCGCUUUGAUGCAUGACAAUGAUGUCUUUAGAGGAGUCGUUGAGUUUCUAGAGGAUGCCGGCUAUCCUCUAUCUGUGUGGAACGAUGAUGGCCUCAAGCUUGAGCUGUGCAGCUUCAUCACUGCCGAAAUGGCCGAACGGCUCCUGUCGAAAGGAUUCAAUAUCACCAAGCUCUCCAGAAAUACACUUCCAAUGUAUCUGCCCAACGAGAAUGACCCCGAAUACGAGUCCGGCGAGGAGUGGAACCGCGAUGCAGAAUACGGUGAUCCGAUCAUCCGGGACGAAGACUUCGACCCCGACAAUGACAAACUCGACCCAAAAUCAAUUCAAUAUGAUGGUGUUGGAAUCAAUCCCAUCGAACUCCAUCCCACCUCUCGAACCAUCUGGCACCGGGCAAUCGAAAACCCCGAAGGUCCACGAAUCCUUGACUGGCUUCUGGAUCACUCGUAUACCCAGCCAGGGUGUCGGACAGACUUCGACCGAGACACCGGCGAGACAGCUCUGGUAGUUGGCGCAAGAGGAGACGAGCCAGCUGGUAUUGAUUGGUUCUGUCAACACUGUGAUCCCAUGGCGGGGCGGAUCCGAGUCUCCCAGGACACUGAGGGCGAUGAAACUGCAGCUGCUUAUGCGUUACAAGUAGCAGCUCACAACCUGCGGCCACAUUGCGAUGUCAUUUUCAAAAAGCUUUUGCGUCAUGUGGACCAGCAAUUUUACUGGGAUGUUUCUAUGAUCAAGGGCUUGUAUUGGUUGAUUAUCAAGAAUUAUCGAGAUAUGUACCAAAGGUUGGAAGAUUAUAAGGAUCCAGGCCGUGAGAGAGCUCAGCAGAUGGGGCUCCUGCGCUCACUCACUUCGGCUAAAAUCAGAGCGCUGAAUAACAGACUCGAGCCUUUCUGGGAUACCUGGGGGCCGUCUGAACAGCGAAGCUGGCUCGUUCAGUACUGUACGAUUCUUAGGUUGAACUUCAUUGUAAAAGAUUUAAGUUCGGAUGUUUGGGAUGAUUCUGAUUAG
Molecule: messenger RNA, 1797 nt
Organism: Penicillium samsonianum
Lineage: Eukaryota; Fungi; Ascomycota; Eurotiomycetes; Eurotiales; Aspergillaceae
Exons: 1
Coding region: 1-1797 (598 amino acids)
Source: RefSeq, a predicted model, not a curated record